AUGUCGGACGAUGCCUUUGAUAAUGAAUCCGAAUUGUGUAAUGCUGACUUAAUCGCAGGGUUAGUGCGUAGGCGCGCUAUUAUAAAAUGUUCAUUAACUCGAGUAGCAACUUUUAUCGACCGUUUUAUUCCAUUUCCAGCUUCUUAUGCAGAAGCCGCAUCUCGUUUAAAUACUCUCCCUGCUAUUUUAAAUCAAUUUGAAGAUGUUCAACAAAAGGUUGAGGAAAUUGACAUUGAGCACGACGAUGAUCAUCAUGCUCAACAGCGCGAAGAUUUUGAAUCUAAGUAUCAUGAUAUGGUGAGUCGAUUAUCAAGAUUAGUACCUGCGCUAGCACCAGCGGUUUCAUCGCCUGACAACUAUGCCCAUACACAAGAGUCGUCUUCGCAUGCCUCGUGGUUAAGGUUAGAGUCCUUGCUCACAAAAAAUUUGAGUAUGAAGUCGGUUACACAUUUACCAUCGUUACCGUUAGAGAAGUUUGACGGAGACUAUAUAAAAUGGCCAAGGUUUUAUAAUUGUUUUAUGAAACGAGUGAAUGAUGUUGCUAGUCUUGAUGAGGUUGAUAAAUUGUAUUUUUUAAGAUCUUGUUUACAAGAAACGCCGCUAGACUUAAUCGAUGGAUUAGAUGUUGGCGAUUCGUCGUAUAGUCGGUCCUUAGCUCUUCUCAAAGAUCACUAUGAGCGCAAGCGAUUUUUAAUAGGCACCCAUGUUCGAUCGUUGUUAGAAAUGAAAAAUUUGGCAAGUUUAGAUUCAAAGGAUUUGCAUAACUUUUUAUCGACGUUUGAUAAGCAUGUUUAA
Molecule: messenger RNA, 795 nt
Organism: Daktulosphaira vitifoliae (grape phylloxera)
Lineage: Eukaryota; Metazoa; Arthropoda; Insecta; Hemiptera; Phylloxeridae
Exons: 1
Coding region: 1-795 (264 amino acids)
Source: RefSeq, a predicted model, not a curated record